Messenger RNA from Ostreococcus lucimarinus CCE9901, 1800 nucleotides. RefSeq lists its product with no specific name. Gene Ontology annotation, biological process: carotenoid biosynthetic process. The transcript has a single exon. Gene Ontology annotation, molecular function: phytoene dehydrogenase activity. Lineage: Eukaryota; Viridiplantae; Chlorophyta; Mamiellophyceae; Mamiellales; Bathycoccaceae. Bases 1 to 1800 code for a protein of 599 amino acids. The record is from RefSeq and is a predicted model, not a curated record.
AUGACGUCGCGCGCGGGGACAAAAGCGAAAACGCGCGCGACGCGACGGUCUGGAAUGCGCGUCGAGGCGAAGGAUUACCCGAAACCGGAUAACAUCGAUAAGACGGAUAACUAUCGCAUCGCCAGUGAGCUGUCGAAGCGAUUCGCGACGGAUCUGAAGGCGAAUGGGACGGAGAAGAAGCGAGUCGCCAUCGUCGGCGGCGGGUUGAGCGGGUUGGCGUGCGCGAAGUAUCUCGCUGAGGCUGGGCACGAACCGAUCGUGUUGGAGGCGAGAGAUGUGUUGGGCGGGAAGGUGAGCGCGUGGCAAGAUAAGGAUGGGGAUUGGAUCGAAACUGGGUUGCACAUCUUCUUCGGCGCGUACCCGAACAUGAUGAACUUGUUCAACGAGUUGAAGAUUGAGGAUAGGUUACAGUGGAAGGUGCACAAGAUGAUCUUCGCCAUGCAAGAGCUUCCGGGAGAGUUCACGUCGUUCGAUUUCAUUAAGGGGAUCCCUGCGCCGUUCAACUUUGGUUUGGCGAUUCUCAUGAAUCAAAAAAUGUUGAGUUUGCCUGAAAAGUUGCAGACGGCGCCGCCGCUGUUGCCCAUGUUGAUUGAAGGGCAAGACUUCAUCGACAAGCAAGACGAACUCAGCGUGCAAGACUUCAUGCGCAAGUAUGGUAUGCCCGAGCGCAUCAAUGAGGAGGUGUUCAUUUCCAUGGCCAAGGCUUUGGAUUUCAUUGACCCGGAUAAGCUUUCGAUGACCGUCGUGUUGACGGCGAUGAACCGAUUCUUGAACGAAACGGACGGAUUGCAAAUGGCAUUCUUGGACGGUAACCAGCCCGAUCGACUGUGCGCACCCAUGGUGGACUCUAUCGAGAAGAAUGGUGGCUCCGUCAAGACGAAGCAGCGACUCAAGGAGUUCGUGCUCAACGAAGACGGUUCGGUGAAGCACCUGGCCAUGGCCAACGGCGACAUCAUCGAAGCUGACGAGUACAUUUCCGCCAUGCCCGUGGACGUCAUCAAGCGCAUGAUGCCCAAGCCAUGGGCUGAAAUGCCGCACUUUGCGCAGCUCAAGGAGCUCGAGGGUAUCCCGGUGAUUAACAUUCACCUUUGGUUUGAUCGCAAGUUGAAAAACGUCGAUCACUUGUGCUUCUCGCGCUCGCCGUUGCUCUCCGUCUACGCCGACAUGAGCACGACGUGCAAGGAGUACUACGACGAAGAGAAGUCCAUGCUUGAACUCGUUUUCGCGCCGUGCUCGCCGAUUGCGGGCGGCAAGACGAACUGGAUCGCGAAGAGCAACCAAGAAAUCGUCGACGCCACCAUGUUGGAGCUCGAACGCUUGUUCCCGCUGGAGAUUGGCCCGAAAUCCCCCGAUGGCGUCGGCGCCAAGCUGCUCAAGCACGCUGUCGUGAAGACGCCGCGCUCCGUGUACGCCGCUAUCCCGGGCCGCAACAAGUUCCGCCCGUCUCAAGAAACCCCGAUCAAGAACUUCACCUUGGCGGGCGACUACACGUCGCAAAAGUUCUUGGGUUCCAUGGAGGGUGCGGUGUUGGGCGGUAAGCUCGCCGCCGAAGUUGUCGCGUCGCGCGCAAAGGGAAUGAAGACGCAAGGCUUGAAGGCGGUUCAAAAGAGUAUCAUCGACUCCAUCGGUCCGGCGAAGGAACCGCUCGGCGUCGUUGGCGAAUCUGAAUUCGCGUUCGGCGGCGGCAAGGUCAUGGAGGACGCCGACGAAGCCGAACUCGCGAAUUUUGAUGCUGAGCAGUUGACUAAGCUUGACGGUUGGACGGGCUCUAAGGAGGCGGCGAGCGUCCGCGCGCGCUAA